CUGACUAAAGAACACUUCCUGCAUUUCUGAGUUUCUUUUAAGUAAGGUUUUAUGUUUUACUCGAAACCAAAAUAUGCCCGUGUGGACUCUUUGGACUCUGGAAGAAGGCAGCGCGUUAAGCCCAUCGCCUGAUAGCAGCUGCUGCCAGUAACAUCUGUCUCUGAGUCUCUCAUAUCUUUAGUCCAGAAAUGUUAACACAAGGACAGCAACACAUAGAGUAUGAUGAUAAUAUAAAUGUAUUUCACCGCAGAGCCAAGCAGCUUGACUGGAAAAGGCAGGAAAUGUGAUUCUGCGUCACGAAGCUCUUGCCCAGGAAAGAGGAUGCUCAGACAGAAACAGUCUCCGCCAGUCAAGAAACCCUCCAAAUUAUUUUGCCAUGGAUGUAGAAGAUGAAGAAAACAUGAGUUCGAGCAGCACAGACGCUAAGGAAAACUGCAGCCUGGACGGCGCACCCCCCAAGGACGGCAGCGCCCCGGGGCCCGGCGAGGGCGCCCCACUCUCCAACGGGGGCGGCGGGGGCGCCGGCAGGAAGCGGGCCCUGGACGAGGGCAGCAACGGCCACGCCAGGUUCCGCCUGAAGAAGCGGAGGAGGGCGCCGGGGCCCGCGCUGCCCAAGAACGCGCUGAUGCAGCUCAAUGAGAUCAAGCCCGGCCUGCAGUACACGCUGCUGUCACAGACGGGGCCGGUGCACGCGCCCCUCUUCCUCAUGUCUGUCGAGGUCAACGGGCAGGUCUUCGAGGGCUCUGGCCCCACCAAGAAGAAGGCCAAGCUGCACGCGGCCGAGAAGGCCUUGCGCUCGUUCGUGCAGUUCCCCAACGCCUCCGAGGCCCACCUGGCCAUGGGCCGGAGCCUGUCGGCCAACGCGGACUUCACCUCCGACCAGGCCGACUUCCCCGACGCGCUCUUCAAUGGCUUCGAGACCCCGGACAGGUCGGACGUGCCCUUCUACCUGGGCUCCAAUGGCGACGACUCCUUCAGCUCCAGCGGGGACCUCAGCCUGGCCGCGUCCCCGGUGCCCGCCAGCCUGGCCCAGCCACCCCUCCCCGUGCCCCCGCCCUUCCCACCGCCGAGCGGGAAGAACCCCGUGAUGAUCUUGAACGAGCUGCGCCCGGGACUGAAGUACGACUUCCUCUCGGAGAGCGGGGAGAGCCACGCCAAGAACUUUGUCAUGUCCGUGGUCGUGGACGGCCAGUUCUUUGAAGGCUCAGGAAGGAACAAAAAGCUGGCGAAGGCGCGGGCCGCGCAGUCUGCCCUGGCGACCGUCUUUAACUUGCACUUGGACCAGACCCCGUCCCGCCAGCCUGUCCCCAGCGAGGGCCUUCAGUUGCACCUGCCACAGGUCUUAGCGGACGCCGUGGCCCGCCUGGUUCUGGAUAAGUUUGGGGACCUGACGGACAACUUCGCCUCCCCCCACGCACGCAGGAAAGUUCUCGCUGGAAUCGUCAUGACAACAGGCACAGACGUGAAGGAUGCCAAGGUGAUCAGUGUCUCUACGGGGACCAAGUGCAUCAACGGCGAGUACAUGAGCGACCGCGGCCUCGCGCUCAACGACUGCCACGCGGAAAUCAUAUCGCGGAGAUCCCUGCUUAGGUUUCUUUACACACAACUUGAGCUUUACUUAAAUAGCAAAGAUGAUCAGAAAAGGUCUAUCUUCGAGAAGUCUGAGCGGGGAGGCUUUAAGCUGAAGGAGAACGUCCAGUUCCACCUGUACAUCAGCACCUCGCCCUGUGGGGACGCUAGGAUCUUCUCACCACACGAGCCCGUCCUGGAAGAACCAGCAGACAGACAUCCGAAUCGUAAAGCGCGAGGACAGCUGCGCACAAAAAUAGAGUCUGGAGAGGGGACCAUCCCGGUGCGCUCGAACGCCAGCAUCCAGACGUGGGACGGGGUGCUGCAGGGGGAGCGGCUGCUCACCAUGUCCUGCAGCGACAAGAUGGCGCGGUGGAACGUGGUGGGCAUCCAGGGGGCCCUGCUCAGCAUCUUCGUGGAGCCCAUCUACUUCUCCAGCAUCAUCCUCGGCAGCCUGUACCACGGGGACCACCUCUCCAGGGCCGUGUACCAGCGCAUCUGCAGCAUAGAGGACCUGCCCGCCCUCUACACCCUCAACAAGCCUCUGCUCAGCGGCAUCAGCAACGCGGAGGCGCGGCAGCCGGGGAAGGCCCCCAACUUCAGUGUCAACUGGACGGUGGGCGACGCGGCCCUCGAGGUCAUCUGCGCCACCACGGGGAAGGACGAGCUGGGCCGCGCCUCCCGCCUGUGUAAGCACGCGCUGUACUGUCGCUGGAUGCGCGUGCACGGCAAGGUCCCCUCCAACUUACUGCGUUCCAAGAUCACUAAACCCAACGUGUACCACGAGUCCAAGCUGGUGGCCAAGGAGUACCAGGCUGCCAAGGCCUGUCUGUUCAGGGCCUUCAUCAAGGCCGGGCUGGGUGCCUGGGUGGAGAAGCCCACGGAGCAGGACCAGUUCUCACUCACACCCUGACGGGCGUGCAGCACGGCCCCGAACCUCGCAGCUGAGCCGGGGCAGGUGUGGGAUGUGGGGGCGCCAGCAUGGGGCCCCGCUCCUGGGGGCAGGCGCCCGGUGUGGGGGGUGUGCGGUGUGGGGGUCUGGCCUCAGGGUCCCGUGUCACCACCUGGCAUCUCUCUGCAGAAGCGUUUCCCCUUUUGAAUCAUCCAGUGACUGCUUUCAACCUCAGUUUACAUUUAGAAAUUGAGUUCUACUGAGUAGGGCUUCCUGAAGUUUAGGAAAAAUAGAAAUUACUUUGUGUGAAAUUCUUGAAUAAUUAAUUUAUUCAGAACUAGGAAUAUGGUUUAUAAAGUAAGAAAUAACUAUGUCAGGUCACUCUCGUGCCACAUUAUUUUAAUUGCAAAGAAGCAUUUAUAUAUGGCGGGAGUGAGGAAACAGGCAGGAAGUAGUAGCCUAAGGACACUGUCCCCGUCCACACGGAGGCCCCUCUUCCCUGUAGGUGCUGCCCUCCACCUAGCCUCCCCGGGAGAGCGCUCCGCCCGUGGAGCCCGAGUCCGCAGUGCAGUGACCCGCGGUGCGGCGCCUGGGGUUUCGGCCCAGGUCCCUGCAGCCUCCAGCCUCCUCUCGAAGUUUCUGUGCUCCUCGUAGGACCAGAUCAUGGAAAACGUCUCUUGGUUUACUUCUAAAUAAUCAGAGAUCAAAUGUAGCCAGCAAGCCUGGCCGUUGAUGUGGGUUUUUUAAGCAGUGUUUAACUUUCAGGGACUGGAAGGAAUCCCAGAGGCUCCUGCACAGUAAAUAGCCCAGAAUCCCCUCUGGUCCUUCCUCCGAAUCUCCUGGGUGUGAAUGACUGUCCCAAGAUCGUCACAGGAUGGAAACAGAACUGAUUAAGUAGAUACUCAUCCUUGGAAAAUGCCACUUAAGGCGUAUUUUUAAAUUAUUCUUUCCAGCUUUGUCAAGGACAUGUUUGAAGUGUAAGAAGCGUUCAGGCUGAAAGCUGGCGAGACAGCAUGUUGCUGGUGGGGUCUCAACUGGGAUCAGGUUUUGAUGUCACGGCAGGGAAGGGGCUGGCCUGGCGCCCGGGGCGCCCGGGAUCCUGUUGGGCACCCCGCAGCACUCAGGACACCCCCAGGCGGGCAGAGCGAGCUGGGGGCCCGGGGAGGCUGCCCCACCCCAACGUGGAGGUCCACGCCAGGCAUCUCCCGUUUCCACUCAGGUCGGGGAGGAGCCCUGUGCCCUUUGCUGGGUCAGCGCCAGUUUCUGGUCCUGGGGGCUCUCGGACGUGCCGUAGGCAGAGAGGGCCCUCCAGCCAAGUCCAGGCAUCACACUGUGUACCUGGGUGUCCUGUGUCCUUUAUGGGCUCAGAAAACUCAGGGCCGGAGCAGGACAGCCACUGGCACUUCGGCGCAGAUCCCGUGCGCUCAGAGUGGGCGAUGAGGCCCCAGAAGGUCGUGUCUCCGGGUGUCUCCUCGCGUCUGCACAGGGACCCUGUGGGCGCGUGCGGGGCAGGGGGAGGGGGCCUCACUGCCGGGGGCCUGGCCGGGUCAGGGAAUGAGGGUCCCCACGCCACCGUUUCUGCAGGGCAUUUGCCCGUCCUGACCCUGUUAGCACAGGGCUCAGGCCCUCACCGCCCCGCGGGGCCCGCUGUGCUUUCACCCAAGAACAGAAAGGUGUCCGGUGGGGCCCCACCCCCAGGCAGGCUCCUGCACACUCCGAAAAGACACCUGUGCGUCCCUUCAUUUUUAUUCUUGUCUCUAUAGAUGGUAUUUUUUCUAAUGGGGAUUGGGAGAUGGACUUAGUUUUUAAAAAAUAUGUGGCUUUGGUUACGAAGUCCGGAGGAAUGAUAUUGCACAUGCACCCAAGCUGUCCAGGCGGCCCGCUCCCCCGUCAGCCCAUCGAGGACCCACCCCCACCCCAAUGAACGGAUGCCUUGCCGCGUGGGUGCGCAGCCCGGCUGUGCCCUGCGGCCUUUCCCGGGUCAGACGGGUGUGACCGAGCAGCACGGCCUGACGCAGGGCUCCUGCCCCGAGAGCCCCGGGCCUGCAAGGGGUGCUGGGGAGGAAGGCGGCCAGGGCUUGGCGGGGUGGGCGGCGGGGACGGGGAGGAGCAGGAGGCCUGCACAGCCCCUGCUCCCGGGACAGGGCAGCCGGCACACGCGUCUGUGAUCAGGGGAAAGGAGGACGUGCACCCCCGCCCCCCAGGCAGAUCCGGGCGCAGCCGGCCAGGCGCCACCGCGGAGUCACCUCCUCCAGGGUCCAGGGCUCUUCAUCUGGGUUGUAGAAACUUUGGAAAUCUGAUACAACCAAGAAUUUGAUCUUUUGAGAAAAAUCUUGCAUUUUGAGGACAUUUUGACCAGUGGGGUUUGGGAAGGUUUCUGUUCUGUCUUGUCGGCGAAGCCUGGAGUGUUAAUCCUGUGAGGACACCGGCCUGGGCCCCCUGGGCAGCUGUCCUGCAGGCAGGAAGGUCCCUCACAGAGGAGUCUCGUUUUUGUGAUGCGAGCCGGGGCUCGUGGGGGGGUGGGGGGUGGCCAAGGUGGGGCCGUCAUCGCGGGUUCCUCAGCCCUCAUCCCUGCUCACCUCCUCCCUGCAGUUUGACUCCGAGUCUUAACGGGGCUUUUUGUCAUUUUUUUUCUAUUUUGGAGAUUUUUUAUUAUAAUCAAAAAGUUAUUUUAUUUUAAAAUGUACAAGCCAACAUUUCACAAGGUAUUAAUUUCUCUGGAAUGUAUUUUCUUUGAGUAAUUUUGUUGCCCUUCAGACUACAGAGCCCUGCUCUCCGCAGCCGAGCCUCCCGGCCUCCUGGGGUGGGCAGGCCCCAGAGUGGGAUUGGUGGGCGCUGGGACGGGAGUGCACGCCCUGCCCUUUUCCUCCAGAAACAAACAAAAAAGACAGAUGGAUUUUUUUCCAUUUCCAAAAAAUGUUUUACACCAAAAUAUAAGGUCUGCUCCAACCAUAAAUUUGAUCCAGCAUGAGAAGUAAAAUUAGCUGGCUAUCCCAUCUCUAAAUUCUAUGAAAUUAGUGAAUCUCUGAAAAGGUUUCUUUAUAUCAAAACUAUACAGAUGCAAAGAGCAGAGUGUGUAUGAUCAUGUGAAUCCAGUCUUGUGUGUCCUUGUCCCCGGCGCGUCCCGUGACCAUCACUCCCCAGCCAGAGGCCGGCCCGGGGCACUGGGUUCUGCGUCUGCACACCUCGGGGGGGAGAGGCUCUGACUUGACCUUGACUCCGAGCUCCUGUCUCUGGCAGCGCGUCUGCACCUCCCGUUUGGAGGGACGCGCCCCCGGCCCCAAGAGCUCUCGUUUGGCCACGGCCUGGGCUGAUGGUGCAUCGCAGACGCAGCCGUGAGCUGUUACAGGUGGUCUGUGGGAUGUUCCUGGAGUGAGCCCCAAAAGCUGUUUGCUUCUCUGACUUUGGAGUAUACGCUUUUCAUUUUAUCCUAGAAUUCGGACACUUUAUGUGAAUGUAAUUCACCCAAGAACGCUGUCACUAAGGUGCCCUCCUCGGCGUGCCCUGCGUGUACACUGACGUACAGGCCACGCGUGACCCCUGCAUGAGCUUCCUCCCGCACCAGGACCAGCUGGGACCAAGCAUGAGACGCUGUCCCGCAGACAGAGGACUUGAGAUGUUCUCAAUAAACCAUGUUUCACUACCGCAGCCUCGCCAAGACUCUCUCCUCCCUGCUUCCCUCCCCGCUUGGUGUGGCGCGGGUCUGGGAGAGUGCGGGUGGGCGCCGGGCCCACGCCCUCUGAUCCCCCCUCCCCCCACCGUGGGUCCCUAGCGCACGCGGCCACUCCCGCGUGUAAGGCCGAGGAGUGGGAUGGCACAGCGGGCCCUGCUCCUGUCCCGGCUGUAGAAAGGGAGGGUGACGUGAGCCCGCAGGACCUGAGGUGUGUGGGGGGACGUGGUCGGGACAGCAGGGGGGCAGCCAGAUGGGUGCGGCGCGGACCGGACCGCCUGGGCGUCGGCACAGCGAGGCCCGGCCGGGGUGCGGGGAAGAGCUGUCCGUUCAGGGCUGGCAUUCGCAGGCAAGUGGAAGCCGGGCUGCCAGUGGCGUGGAGGCUCACGGUUGUAGAGAAAUUCGGGUGCCUCACGUAAGGCGGGUACGAGCACACGCGGAAGAGUCUGGAAGGGACGAGCCCGGUCACCGUGUGUGGAUGACGGGAUUGGGAGUCAUUUCAGUGUUAUUUUCCUUUUUAAAAAAACGUAUCCCUUUGGCCAACAUUUCUAUGUCAACAUGAAAAACAAACAGGGAAGCCUUUUGAAAAGUUGGACGUCCCAUGCAAAUAAAAAGCAGCUCUGUCAUGACACCUGCUCU
Molecule: messenger RNA, 6770 nt
Organism: Hippopotamus amphibius kiboko
Lineage: Eukaryota; Metazoa; Chordata; Mammalia; Artiodactyla; Hippopotamidae
Gene: ADARB1
Product: adenosine deaminase RNA specific B1
Exons: 11
Coding region: 377-2482 (701 amino acids)
Biological process (GO): RNA processing; adenosine to inosine editing
Cellular component (GO): nucleolus; cytoplasm
Molecular function (GO): tRNA-specific adenosine deaminase activity; double-stranded RNA binding; double-stranded RNA adenosine deaminase activity
Source: RefSeq, a predicted model, not a curated record